Phodopus roborovskii (desert hamster) is the source of this 2139-nucleotide messenger RNA. RefSeq names its product FRAT regulator of WNT signaling pathway 2 (gene Frat2). Bases 217 to 906 code for a protein of 229 amino acids. Gene Ontology annotation, cellular component: cytoplasm. The transcript has a single exon. Lineage: Eukaryota; Metazoa; Chordata; Mammalia; Rodentia; Cricetidae. The record is from RefSeq and is a predicted model, not a curated record.
UUACAAAUCAACCCGAGCCGGCAGCGUUCCGGCUCCCGCGGCUGGAAGGCGCGCGGUGCCACUGCCCGGUGGCCCCCGGCUUCCGCGUCUCAGGCCCGGCCCCGGCCCCGGCCUCCGCCCCGCUCCCUCUCCCUCCCCAGCCGCGGCCCGCCGAGCCCGCGGGCAACCGAGCCGCCAGCGACGCCCGCACAGCCGCAGGGGCCCGGGCGGGGGGCCAUGCCGUGCCGGAGGGAGGAGGAGGAGGAAGCCGGCGACGAGGCGGAGGGGGAGGACGACGACGACAGCUUCCUCCUGCUGCAGCAGUCGGUGACCCUGGGCGGCUCGGCCGACGUGGACCGGCUCAUCGCCCAGAUCGGCGAGACGCUGCAGCUGGACGCGGCGCACGACGGCCCGGCCUCGCCGUGUGCUGCCCCGGGGCCCCCUCCCCCGCGGGUCGUGGCGGCGCUGCCGGCGGACAAGGCCCGGGCCCCGGCGAGGCGUCUGCUGCGGCCGGCCGCGCCUGCGGAGGCCGGGGACCCGGCGCCCCCGGGAGCCGUGCGCUGCGUGCUGGGAGAGCGCGGGCGCGUGCGGGGCCGGGCGGCUCCCUACUGCGUGGCGGAGCUCUCCUCGGGCGCCAGCACGCUGCCCGGGCCAGGGCGGCGGGGGUGGUUCCCGGGUGCGGUGGCAUCUCGGCGAAUCCAGCAGCGGCGAUGGGCCCCAGGUGGAGCGCGCGCGGGCGACGACGAUCCGCACCGGCUCCUGCAGCAGCUCGUGCUCUCGGGAAACCUCAUCAAAGAGGCGGUGCGCAGGCUCCAGCGAGCAGUUGCGGCGGUCGCAGCCACGAGCCCCGCAAGUGCCCCGGGGUCCUUGGGUAGCCGAGGCGGAACGGACUCAGUCACCCUGCAGCCCUCGGGUGCCUGGCUCUGACUCGGGGUCCCGGGGGAAGAAGAGGACGCAGCUACACCGACCCAGCAGUGUCCGGCUCAGACAGUACGGAGCUGAAGCCUCGUCCGUCAUAGCCCCAAAGUUACCGGUCGCGCAGGGCUGUUAAGAGAAAACGGACUCGACUGAGCAGCACCGGCAGCCGAGGUCUGGGAUUUACUGGGAGAACUGUGGCAGCUACUUGAUCGACUUGGACCUGACUUAGCCCUUGUGGGGACGUCGUUUAUUUUGGAUUGUUUAUAGAUGUGGCUCGCAGGGGCGGGAAUCGGGAGGGCUUUCUAACAAUAACUUGAAAACGAAUAGUAGGCAUACACGGUGUCGUUAUUUUCGCGUGGAGAAGCUUCCUGAAUAUGGUGCUACAAUUGCAGAUCGAAGAGGUUCUGGGGUGAAGAAUGUUAAAACUUGGCAGUUGAGUGUCAUGGCGACACCCGCUUUCUCCUACUUAAUAUGUGACAGCGAAGGGGGACCCAGUUGGUGAAUUCUCCGAGUGGGGAGAGUUGAGUUUAAAUGUGUAUUUGUAAAUGACUUGACCUUGCCAACUUUGACUCAAGGUCAGGUUGCUUGUUAGUGGGGUGUUGUGGGAUUCUUGGGAGAGCUAACCGCAGUGUCUUUUUUUAAAGAAUCUUUUUCUUGAUCCAAGUGCAGACCUGUCUGCUUUGCCACCGCUUGGAGUCUCCUGAGGACACGCAGGCCGAUAGGGCCUUGAAGGGAGAGUUAUUUGCACUUUUCGUGCUUUUCUGUUUCCAGAACUCCUGCUAGACCACUCUUGGCCAUGUCACCAACCUUUUCUCAGAAGUAGCCAUAAACAACCCCCCGCCCUCUGCAGCCACCGUUGUUUGUGGUGUGUGGGGUUGGGUGGAAGCCUUGGACACACUUUUCUGCCCGGUUUUGACCCUCUGCUGAAUCUGAGGGGCCCUCUCCUGUUCCCUCACCUGCUGGUUCUUUGUGAGUGAGUGGAACCGUUUUUAAAACGUGACUCCAGGAGGAGAAACUGCAGGCUUUUAAAACCCUUGUGAAACUUGACGGUGCCCUUUGAGGUGCCACCCCCGAACUUUAUGGUAGCUAAACCAUUUUUUUUAAAGAUUCAAUGGCUUGUUCAUCCUCCAGAUGUAGCUAUUGACGUACACUUCGCAACGGAGUGUCUGAAAUUGUGGUGGUCCUGAUUUAUAGGAUUUCAAUUAAAAUGUCUGCUGAAUAAAUUUGGUUUUUGUUUUGGAA